Messenger RNA from Emericellopsis cladophorae, 282 nucleotides. RefSeq lists its product as uncharacterized. The transcript has 2 exons. The coding region runs from base 1 to 282 and encodes 93 amino acids. NCBI's taxonomy places the organism in Eukaryota, Fungi, Ascomycota, Sordariomycetes, Hypocreales, Bionectriaceae. The record is from RefSeq and is a predicted model, not a curated record.
AUGCUCCCCUUUGACAAGGACUCCGAGUUACAAACUCGUCCCCACGACGACAGCAGCCUGAACGAGGUCGCCACGACGCUCUUAGCAGAUGAACCAGAGCAGACUAAUGUGCUGUCGAAAUUCGACAGGUUUGUCAUGCCGCAGAUGGCCCUGCUGGGCAUCAUAUCUCUGGCCCUGAGACUCGUGUGCUGGGUCAGCCUUCCGGCCUCGCCCGAGACGGCUUGGUUCCUCAGCGAGGAGAAGCGCAUUGUCAUGCGCAUCCAGGAGCGGAACCACCCUUAG